This is a messenger RNA of Zophobas morio, 1069 nucleotides long. RefSeq lists its product as uncharacterized. The transcript is spliced from 6 exons. NCBI's taxonomy places the organism in Eukaryota, Metazoa, Arthropoda, Insecta, Coleoptera, Tenebrionidae. Bases 401 to 1036 code for a protein of 211 amino acids. The record is from RefSeq and is a predicted model, not a curated record.
GUCAAUGAGGCUAAAUAUAUGUGAUUUAAGACAAGUAGUGAAUUUGUUAUUGUACAGGUGGAACGCUAGACGGCAGGCAAGUUCGAUUUAGGCGCCUUUGUUACCCUAAAUGCAACCAGCAAUUCUUCCUGAAAUCUACAGCCCUGUAAGUCGUCAAGUUGUCACAAAAGAAACUGAUCUUUACAAAGUCGGUAAAGUAGACACCCACAGUGCCAAUUACCGACACCAACAACAAUCAACAAUUUAAAAGGUGCAAAUUAAUUUACUUCACACCGCAUAACCCAGCCGUUUUUUUAACCAUUCCCACCCAUGAAGCUCAACAAAGAAACAUUAUUUUCGACUCUACACUACUAGACAAGUUUAAUAAUUACUUUGAGCCUCGCUUAACAUCGCAGUCGAAAUGGACGAUUCCUGGACUAUGAAAGACAAGAAAAAGUUGCUGAUGGCGUUGCAACAGUACGGUCCGCAUAACAUUGCAGAGGUCCAGAAACUCCUCCCGGAUAAAACUAUAACCGACAUACGGCUGGCUUUCGAAAAAUAUUCAUUGCUAGCGGCUGAAAAAAUCUCCCAGCAGGAGCAAAACUGCGACGAGGAUUCAGCCAUAAACCAGUGGAUCAAAGUUAUUAAAAAAACCCAAGACAGUCAUAACGGAGUCGUCGACAUAUUGCCCCGAGUUUUGAAAUAUAUCGCUUUUUUUGAAAAAAGACCGAACGACAAGGAUGUGAAUUUGAGAGAUUGUUAUAUCGCGCUGUCUCAAAUGACAAGCGGGAUGGCGUCUAAGCAGUUGAACCCGAAAACGAACCAGUUCUUUUUCGAAAACUUGUCCAGGUUGGCGCUCAAAAUCAAGGAAGCGGACACGACGAAGAGGAGACAGUUCGUGAGGAACUUGAAAGAUCUCGAUCAUAUUUUUAAGCCACAGAUUGUUAAAACGUACAACAGAAAAAAGAAAAAGGUGAGCGUUAUUUUAAAUCCGUUGAAUGUGCCCGAGGAGCUUUUAAAAAAUGACGAAGCGCGAACUGAUAAAGAAGCUGUUUGACGCCCGUAGGUACUAAUAAAUAAAUAUGGUUGC